This is a messenger RNA of Pogonomyrmex barbatus (red harvester ant), 2609 nucleotides long. RefSeq names its product Thymine DNA glycosylase (gene Tdg). The record is from RefSeq and is a predicted model, not a curated record. Gene Ontology annotation, biological process: base-excision repair, AP site formation. Gene Ontology annotation, cellular component: nucleus. Lineage: Eukaryota; Metazoa; Arthropoda; Insecta; Hymenoptera; Formicidae. Gene Ontology annotation, molecular function: uracil DNA N-glycosylase activity; pyrimidine-specific mismatch base pair DNA N-glycosylase activity; DNA binding.
GAGAGAGAGGAGAGGAACUCGCGAGAACGGAGGAGAGAAACGCAAAAAGAGCGGCGGAGAAGUCGACGAGUCGUCCGCGAAACACGGUGCGUGCGCGCGUAUACCGUCGAACAAGUUCCUCCUCGCGGAAGGAUUCACGCAGCAGCGUGUAAGUGUACAUACGUACGCCGCUUCGGCGCUCGUGACGUGUUCGCGAGGUAUCGCGAGUUAUCGGAGCGAGCAGCGGCCGCGACAGAGUCGACGGCGUACUACAGACGUGUAACGAACGUCGCGCAACGUCGUGCUCCGCGCGCGACACGACCGGCACGCACACGCCGCGAGAAGCGCGAGAGCGAUAACACGCCAGCCACCCUCGCGCGCGGCUGCCUUUAACGGGGCGUGGGUGCACCACACCGCGCUGCACCGCACCGCACCGUACCGCACCGCACCGCACCGCACCGCACUACACCGUAUCGCACCGACGGUGGUGCGGCGAGACGGCGGGCGGUGCGCGUAAUUCAAAAGGUGCGCGCGACUGCCGCGGCGAGAACAUGACAGACGACACGGAGUGCGCGAAUUCGAGGCGGCAUCGCGUCGCGGGUGAAGGGACGAUAAUAUAAAUGCAGUAAAGCACAAGGGAGAAGAAGACGGAACGAAGGGGGAAGGGGAGAGAGAGAGAGAGAGAGAGAGAGAGAGAGAGAAGAGAGAGAGGCAACAACUUGCGACGGAAAGUCCAUCGAACUUGCAACGGAAGCCCUGCAAAGUCACGGCGAAGUCACAUCGGUGUCGUUCGCGAAACAUUGCGAGCGAGAGCCGUAUCCGAGUAACCGAUGACUGUACUCUUCGACCGUUAUCGCUGAAGACUGGACAUCCUGUGUGAUUAUUCACAAUUCUAACAAUUGAGAGACAGCAGAAGAUAUCAUUCGUUCAGAACAUUCGUGGUUGCGAUAAUCGGAAGCUUAAGAGAAGAAAAUCAUCGAUACGAAGGUGGUCAUAUAUUCGCAACCAUUCUACGAUCGGAAGACCUUUCUCGAGAAAUCAUCCGUGAUCCCAAUAAUACCCUUCGAAGGAUCUCGAAUCCCGGUAUCGAUCCAGGUGGUGGUGUGGCGCGGGGACUUUAGGGUAGGCUUUCGUCGUCACGGAGAAACUAUAUUCGCGUUACAGAGGGAUUAUUUACGUUCGUCUGUAUCCUAACUAAAACAAGUUUUAUCCUCGUUAUCGGCACGUCGAGACCCGAAUACAAAAGUAACGCGUGCGACGUCGCGACGCCGGCCGACGGCAAAUCACUUCCGGUGAAACCGACAACGCGAUCACAGCCAGGAUGCAGGUGGCAACGCUGUUCAGGGAGAGCGCUACCCUGCUGGGUGCAUCCAGCCUGGACCCCCCGCAGACUCACCAUCAUCAGGGUGUGCACCAGCCGCAGCAGCCGCAGCAGCAACAGCAGCAACACCAGCAGAUGCAGCAGCAGCAGCAACACGCCACCGACAUACACCUAGUCGGCCAUCACAUGCAGCACCACUAUAAGAUGCAACAAAAGAUACUCGGCGAGAAUAUUGAGAUAAGAAUUCCUAAUCAAGGGGCCUCAAGCAUAUCGCUUCGAAUUAUCUGGUUAAAUUUACGCAAAUAACAUAUUUCUGGAGUUUAACACUUUCUGGGACAUCCGACAUGCUAGCCGCUCACUUGAAAAAUGGCAAGACCUCUGAAUCUUGUUCAAGAGCGAACAAUCAGAUCCUGAACCUGUGUAUUAUGCAAAUUCAAUAAGUCUUAAAAUCGAAAAAAUUUACAACAUAUCCGAAAUAAACAGCGCGUCGAAGACGCGCGAGUGAAGGUCCCACCGACGAACUUGAGACCGGCUUGUGACUGUACGGGAACAUACAUUUUUUCCGAUAGCGUCUCCGAUGCGCUAAACAGACUGAUAAGCAUGCAAAGCCGACGGUAUCGCGACCAAGGGUCAUUUCUUUCCGAGACGUCGAUGAGUCAGUCGCGAAGGCAGAAAUAACGUCGCAGCACGGGUAACGUCGCACGAGCAAAAAAGAAAGAGCACGAUAAUCGCCGAGCCGAGAGCGUACGUUCGCGUUCCGCUCCAAUUUUGAAAUACGGGGACGAUCUAUCAUCCUUGAAAAUUGGAGUAAAAGCUCCGUCUUUUUUUUUUAGUCCGCCAGUAUUUGCAACGUUUCCGUCGGCGCGAUACAUUAAAACAAGCUAUCGAACGCAUGAUAAAUCGGAGUUUUACAUCGCCAUCCUAGUAAUACCCAUGUCUAUGUCUGUAUGAUGCGAAAGAGGACACGCUUCGAUAAUACAUAGUGCGAAUGCGUUAUACAUCAGGAUAUCUCUAAAUGAAUGGGAGUUUGAACGAGUGAUUAAAGAAGAAAUUCACUGUCCUUAAAUGACAUACGAGCUACGGAUAAUGAGAUUGUACAUCGAUAGCAAUUGGCGCAUCUAAUGAACGAUUGAAAAUAAAUUUGUUUUAAAACACUAUUCGAGCUUUUUAUGUUUUAAUCCUUCCUCAGGCAAUGACUUUCAACUAGAAAUUACUAAUUGCUCCUUCCAAUUUAUUCCUCCAACUUGUACUUCUUCUUACGAAGAUGUAUAAACGAAUACUCCUCUUCUGUCCUUUUCUCUCUCCAGAA